AUGCGCUCCGAAGGACUCUGCAAAAAGGAGGACAUUCUUGAGUGUGUAAAUGGAAAGGCAGAUGACAAAAAACUGCGACACUUUUCAAUCAGUCGAUAUGGGUUAGUGGAUAACGAUGUUAGAAAAGUUGUAUGGCCAAUUUUAGUGAGAGGAAAUUGCGAACUACCAGAUAUAGACCCGGAAACGGUAAAGCACCAUCCAAGCUAUCAUCAAGUUAAAUUGGACACAUGUCGUAUGACAAGUUUAAUGCCUAAGGACUCAAAUCCCGAAGAAAUUGAAAGUACACAACAAAUUGUUACUCGUCUAGUGAUUUCUGUAUUAGUGGAUAAUCCUUCUUUACAUUAUUAUCAGGGUUUCCAUGAUAUUUGUUAUGUAUUCUUUUCCGUUUUGGGUGAAAGAGAAUCUCGAAUGUUGCUGAAUAAAUUGAUCCCAACUCAUUUCAGUUUGUUCAUGCAGAAAUCUAUGGAUGUAACUCUCGAAUACAUGCAAUUGAUAUUCGCCUUGUUAGAACAUGUUUCAACUUCUGUACUGAAUAGUAUCGAAUCUGUUGAGUUAGGCCCAGAUUUCGCUAUCGCUUGGAUUAUUACUUGGUUUGCUCAUGUUCUACCUAAUAUGGAUGAUGUCAGACGCCUGUUCGAUUUAUUUUUAGCAACAGAUCCUAUCAUGUUGGUUUACGUUUCAGUUGCUAUAAUUACUAUCAGUGCCAAAGAAGUGGAAUCAACACCGUUGGAUUUUGCUCUUUUGUAUCAAACACUUGCACGUUUACCUAAACUACAUCCUGUUGAGGAGCUAAUCCGUGAAGCUUUAAAAAUUUACAUUGAUUUAGAACCAGACAAAUUGAUUGAAUUAGGCAAUAAACGUAUUCUAAAAUAUCGUGAGCAAAAAUUACUUAACCGAUCACAAAUAAUACGUCAACCAUUUUCAAAAUCUACAAAUAAACAUAUAUUAUGGGGAUUAGUUACGCAGCAUCAAAGAACUAUUUUCUCUCUUAGUUUUAUCGUCAUUGUCAUUAGUUAUUUAUUAAAUAAAAGUUUAAAAGACUAA
This is a messenger RNA of Schistosoma margrebowiei, 1044 nucleotides long. NCBI's taxonomy places the organism in Eukaryota, Metazoa, Platyhelminthes, Trematoda, Strigeidida, Schistosomatidae. The record is from the annotation of a GenBank genome assembly.